This is a messenger RNA of Gavialis gangeticus (Gharial), 1201 nucleotides long. Its product is annotated as ly6/PLAUR domain-containing protein 2-like. Lineage: Eukaryota; Metazoa; Chordata; Crocodylia; Gavialidae. Bases 357 to 812 code for a protein of 151 amino acids. Gene Ontology annotation, molecular function: acetylcholine receptor inhibitor activity. The record is from RefSeq and is a predicted model, not a curated record. The transcript is spliced from 3 exons.
AGCGUCACUAAAUUGCCAAAGCAAAGCAGCAAUGCCCACAAAGUUCAGAGGCAUUCAGACACACCUAGGAUUACGCGAGCUUUGCUUUGUGUGCAGGGGGGUCCAAGGGUGACACCUUGUCGAGAAGAAUAGGCUCUGCUAUUGUCUGCUAUUCAAAGCUGCAUUUUCGUUGCCAAAAACCACGAAAAGAAAGGUCGCGUAAAACAGGAGGUGGGGCCGGGUACUUAGAGCAUGUUAUGCCUUUAUCACUUACACGGACUCGUUUUUCCGGUAGAAUUAGGUCUCUGGGGUGGAAGAAUACUUGUGGAGACCAGCAAUUGGCACAUCCCUCGGAGGCGUGACAAUUAAAGCCACCGAUGAGGGUCUCUGGGAGCCGAGUGGCCGACCUGCACAAGAUGAAGAUGCUCCUGGCUGCUCUGCUGCUGGCCGUUGUCUACAUGGAGCUUGCUCAGUCCCUGACAUGCUACACAUGCCACGAGCCAGUCACCACAUCCGCGUGCACGAUGAUCAGGAACUGCUCUAACAAUGAAACCAUGUGCAAGACGACCCUGUACUCCAGGGAGGACGUUUACCCCUACCUGGGUGACUCGACCGUCACAAAGAUGUGUGCCCCGCGGUGCGUCCCGUCCGACGUGGAUGGCAUCGGCAUUACACGCCCCGUCACCUGCUGCAACACCGACCUGUGCAACAGCGACGGGGCGGCCAGCCUGCAGGCCAGCCCCGUGGUGGUGGGGCUGACCACCACUGCCCUGUGCAUGCUGCUCAGGACUGGACUGAGCUGGAGCCUGGUGGGGGAAGGGCUGUGGCCCUGACGAGCUCCACGUGGCUUAGGUGGAUUCAUAAGAGGAGGUAUUUACUUACUUCUGGGUAGACACUCCUGGCCCUUCUGGAAGACACAAACUCCUUGCGCCCAUUGCCACCGACAUGCGGGACCUCCCUCAGUGCAAAUCUGUGCGUCGCCAGCUGCCAGCUCCUUGCACAUCUGUCCUGGGAUUUCUCAGCUGGGCUUUCCUUCCUAUUCCUUCCCCGUGUUUUACUCCCUAAAUAUUUAAGUGCGUGACCAUCAUGACCCCCAUUUCUAGCCCCUUCCCUGAUGUACAGCGUUGCUGAAGCAAGCUCUCUUUCUGCAGCGCAAGCCCUUUGCAUCCUAACUCUUACGCCACCUCUUUGCACCAACUCCAUUUCAGUCUUCAUGAGUCAG